AUGAAAGCUUGCGAACCCGAACGCAUCGAGACCUUUCGAUGGUUGGCACAUCACGUCAUGAUCUCCAAUGCAUGGAGUCUCGAAAUGCCACCUCCAGCAAAAUACAAAAAAGGUCAACACCUUCAAUCUCUCCUGGAGCAGCCAUGGGGAGAGCGGCCAGCGGGAAUCCACUUGCAGGUGCAAUCGGAGCCGCUUCUGAGCUGGGAGCAGACGCGUUGGAAGGCCUUCCGAAAGGCUUGCAGCUGGCUGGCCACUGCCAGGAGUCGGGCCUCCGUGGAAGUGGCAGAGAGGCACUUCCGGAGCUUCCAUGCCAAUUCCUUGAGGAGCAUCUUAUUAUCCACAGCGCAGUGGCCUGUCUUUGACCUCCUCCAUCGCCUAGCGCGCCGCCCUCGCUUGGACGACGACCUCAGCCUCGAGGACGAGGACGCGCGACAGGGGGCGGAGAGCGAGGAGUCGACUUGGCCGGCAGGCUCUGUGGAAGCUGGGCAGCAGAGACUUUCACCCGCUUUGGUGCUCGAGUACUACAGACUCUUUCACGUGGUCACCAGCCUCUUCAGCCUCUUUCGUCUCCACUGGUGGGUCUCCCACGGGACGUUGAUCGGUGCCCUGCGCGACGGCGGCCUCUCGCGCCAUGCGGACGACUGCGAGGUGGAUCUGCCGGAGAAGGAAGUGGAGAUCCUGCAGAGCCCAGCCAUGCUGGCGAGAUUGAGCAGGAAUGGAUAUGAGUUGAGCUAUGACCCUCGGGGGCGAUGCUUCAAAGUGUGGCCCGGAGGAUCUGCUCGCGCCGACGCGCGGGAAGCGCAGCUGGUGGACCAGAGCUGGUGGCUGCCGCAGCAGCGCGUGGGGACGCCUUCGUUGGACAUCUAUUUGGUGCAAACACCGGAGGAUGGACGUGCUGAACGCAUGUACAUCUCCAACGACGUCUUUCACUGCAACGAAUUGAGUUGCCAGCAGUACUGGAAUCGUUGGGAGCUCCAGAGCUUCUACGAGGUUCCCUUUGGUCUCACCGUGGCCCGGGUCCCUUCGGGCGCUGCCAGCUACCUGGAGCGUGUUUACGGUUGGGACUGGAACAUCACCGUGCGGCCACAUGGCUGGGCCUCGCAGCAUGGGGAGGGCUUCGAAGCCAAAGAGGUGGCCAGCCUCCACAAGCGUGCCGCUGAGCCGUUUGGACCUUUGCCGCAUGUGCUGUGA
Molecule: messenger RNA, 1191 nt
Organism: Durusdinium trenchii
Lineage: Eukaryota; Dinophyceae; Suessiales; Symbiodiniaceae
Source: the annotation of a GenBank genome assembly